This is a messenger RNA of Linum trigynum, 4036 nucleotides long. The record is from the annotation of a GenBank genome assembly. NCBI's taxonomy places the organism in Eukaryota, Viridiplantae, Streptophyta, Magnoliopsida, Malpighiales, Linaceae.
AAGCAAAAGAAAAUAUAACCGAAAAGAGGCCAGAAACGCCAAUACCCAGAAACGCCAAAAGCAUUCUAACUCUCUGCUCUCUGUUCUCUCUCUGUGUACUCUGUUUUUUUUUUUUUGGUUUGGUUUCUGUGACACCCGCACGCACACCCAACCCACACGAGCGGUUCUCGAUCUCCAUGCACACAAACGAUUCCCACCCCCACACUUUCCUCUAUAUCUUCCCCUCGAAUCAUCUCUCCUUCCUCUCUCACUCGCCUUCUUCCAUUUUCAAAUUUCCUCCUUCCCUUCACCCUGCAAAUGCUACUCUGUUGCUUCUAAGUUCCGAUCCUUCCUCCUCUGUUUUGCUAUCCCCAUUUACCCUUCUUCGCUUUCAAAAUUUUCUUUUGGCGAUCUGGGAACUGAAAAAUGAGUCCCCAGCAGCAACAACUGCCCAGAAACAUUCAAACCAUUGCUGGGUUUCGCGUAUUUCAUCAUAAAGGAGCGAACUUUCCGCCUCUUUCGUCUCCUUCCCCUGUUUCUCAGCUUUCUCUUCACAGAGCUGAAAUGGUGGUUCAGAUUCCCACGGAGAGCAGUUCGGCGCUGGUUAUGGGUCAGAACAAGCGGCCGUUCUGGAGCCUUUCUCUGGACUUAAACGAAAACGAUGAAGAAGAAGGAGGAGAAGGAGAAGAAGGAGCAGGGGAAGCAGAGCAUUACUCUGUUCCCGGAAGAAAUGGCAGCCGGAAGAAGCUCUGUGCUAGAGGACACUGGCGACCCGCUGAAGACUCCAAGCUCAAAGAGCUCGUCUCUCAGUACGGCCCUCAGAACUGGAACUUGAUCGCUGAGCAUCUCCAAGGAAGAUCAGGGAAGAGUUGCAGGCUGCGGUGGUUCAACCAGCUUGACCCAAGGAUAAACCGGAGGGCAUUCAGCGAAGAGGAAGAAGACCGGCUUCUGGCUGCUCACCGCGUGUACGGAAACAAAUGGGCGAUGAUCGCCAGGCUGUUCCCAGGGAGGACCGACAAUGCCGUCAAGAAUCACUGGCACGUCAUAAUGGCCAGACGGCAGCGGGAGCAAUCCAACGUCUACCGCCGGCGAAAGCCAGUUUCUCCUCCUCCUUCUUCCUCUGUUUCCCCUGUUUCUUCCCCUGCUUCCCAAUCUCAUCAGUUACCGAUCCCAAACAAAAGAUUCACUACCGUUCACCAAAACGGCAGCGAAUCGACGACGACGAGCGGCGAUCGAUCCACUUGUACAACCGAUCUAUCCCUCACACCUUCCUCCAACAAGAGAGCGACUCCUCACUUACCCUUCUCCAGGUUCAGCCCACCGGCGAAACAACAAAUGGAUGCUGUUGUGGGUGCAGAAAAGGAGGUAAUCAUAAUGAAGAGAUCCGGAGACAGCAACAAUACCCACAGCUGUUACAGCAAUGGGUCUAAUCAUGACAAGGAAAGUGGCAGCGGCGUGAACCAAUCCGGUGGUGGGUCGGAUCAUUCCGAGAGCAGCGGGUCAGUUGGAACCGCCGGCGGGAAAAGCUUCAGGCGAGAGAAGAUAAUCAGAACAAGUGAUGGUGACAAUGGGAAUGGGGAGAUCAUGACCCUCCAUUUCAUCGAUUUCCUAGGAGUUGGAGCUACCAAUUGAUGAUGAUAAAAAAUAUGAAGCUGGGCUGCUUGUUCUAUUCCCCCUUUUGCCCCCUUUUUGGUUCUCUUUGCGAUUCAGGUGGAAUUUUAUGAGGCAGGGGAAAGUGCUCUGAAACAGAGGGGAAUUAUAUGGGCAGAGAAAAGAAGCUGAUGGACUGAUACAGUCUGCUGUUUUUUUGGCUUGUGUACAGGGUUGCAAUCGUAGCAAUGAGAGUUGAAGAGAGAAAGAUAGAGAGUGUGUUCGAGUAGUUUAUGAGCUAAUAAUAAAAACGAGGUGCUUAGAGUAGUUGUCGUCCCUGUCUCGAGAGAAAGCUGAGUUUUGUUUGUCUAAACAUGUCUUCCAGUCCUGUUUUUGAUAUUCAGAGUUUCUUCAUGAGUACAUCAAUGUAAAAAAUGAAACCUGUCUUCGUGUUGUUUUUUUGGGUUCUUACUGGUCGCUAGUGUGGUUCAUAUCAGUUUGCUGUUCCAUAUUGAGUUUCUUACAUGGUGAAUCGUAUCUUACUAGAUCCACAGGGGGAGGCAAGGUGUUUGUGGCAGGACACAUCUAGUUUUGGGAGCCUUUUAGUAUGCUAUUAAUCGUAUUGAUGUUCUAAAGGAUUGGUGUUUCGAAUGUUAAACGUGCAUGUUCGAUUUGUAUAAAAAAAGAAAAUUAUGUUUGUGCUUGGCUUAGUUUUUAAAGGUGUUUUUCUGUUCCAAAAGAUUAAGCAAGAUCAAACACCUCUAAAAUGUCGGCUUUUGAAAAGUUGAAAAAGUGUUUUUGCAUAACAUAAAAGCAUAAACUCCUAAUUGGAGCUUUUGACAAAAAUUGUCAUUAUUUUCGUGCCCAUCCUGGGUUUAGUGUGUGGUUUAUAUGUCGGGAGAACAAUAAGGUAGCUCACUCGGUAGCUAGAAAAGCCCUCUCUUUGUAUCCGGCUGAUAGUCGCUUCUUUGAUUUCCUGGCUUGUCUGAUUUUCAGGAUGUAACUAUCUAUUUGUUUGGAUUAAUAUAUAUUAUCUUUUGACAAAAAAAAAGAUAAAAAUUGUUUUGAAAAUACAAUACUUUCCUUAUCAUAUUUUUAAUUUUAUUUUGGAAAAUCUAAUUUGCUAUCGUUUAUAAAAUUUUAAAAAUAAAACAAAUUAGAUAAUAAUAUUAUCAAAUAUAAAAGAGGGAAGGUUUGCGGUGCUAACAAAAAAAUUGUUAGCAUGAAAAACAGUACCUCCUUCCGGGUAGAUCAGUCGUGUUUGGGGUAAAACUAGGGUCAAAAGCAUCCAAGUAACCAAAUGUCUGGCCGGAGUUGGGAGAGAUCAGAGAGUUGGAGAGUUGGCGAGGUUCUGGGUUUCUUCGGGGAAGGGAAAGUGAGAGUCUUUUGUUUUGCAGGUCGGAAGCUGAAGGGUCAAGAGAAGGCUACUCGGCAACCAGGGAUGAGUGCAGAAGGCAGAUUCAUAUGGGUGAAAAGAUCGUGUCAGUUCGGAAGAUUGAGUUCGGAACGGAAAGGCGAUACAAGUUGCAGGUGGGUUGGCGUGAAAGGAAGUGGAGUAUAAUGAUGGAUGAGGUUCUUAUUACGUGGAUAUAGGGGGUCCUUCAAACUGCAGCAAGAAGGAACUGGAGAUUCCCAGUCAGUUGCGUGAAGAGUAGCAGGGGAAGAUUGAUACACAUAGGGAGUGCAAAAAAUUGGCAGGGACAGUACAUACAGAUCUCAGAACAGGCAAGGAACGGUAGAACUUACAAAGUUAUCAUUCCAGAAGAUAGUCAUCGGAGAGGGUGGGCUCCUAUCAUAUACAUGUUAAGCAACUUCUAUACAUAAGAAUUGAAAUUGAAGAUCCAAAACUCCUACGGAACGCAGUGGUAGAGUGCAUGCCGGAAACAGAGUAUGAAAGGGAGAGACCACACGCAAAAUCGUAUGCAGAGACAGUCAAGGGAGGGGGGCUUCUAUGGGGCUGGUAAGUGCAUAAUAAUGGGGAAUGGUUCAGACCGGUGUAUAGUAGUAGGGAAAGAGGGAGUACAAGAAAGAACUGAGUUUCUGGGGAGAAGCUUAAUUAUAAGGUGGGGUGAUGAUCACUCUUUCACAUCGGAAGAUAUCCCAGAUUUUAGAAGAUGGGCAGUUCGAAAUUGGGAGAUCAAUGACAAUUUUGGUAUUGAAGAUAGAUCCGAUGGAAGCUGGUUCCUGGUGUAUCCAAGUGUGGCCGAGGAUGGGAGAAUAAGAAAGAUGAAUCAUCUUCAAUAUAGAGGUGUAAAGCCUCUGAUUGUAAGCUGGACAGAUGAGGAGGAAACUUCAGAACAGGUCGGGUAGUGCACUACAAAGACCUGCCCUGCCCAUUUGAUUUUCGCCCCGCCCUGCCCCACGACCUGCCAUGGGUAAUGCUCGUCUGACCCAUGCCCUCCCUGUACGGGGCGGGUCAUAUGCCCCAUGCUUCUCAAAGAACAAAUAAUAACAUUAAAAUUUCAUG